Messenger RNA from Peronospora matthiolae, 6408 nucleotides. NCBI's taxonomy places the organism in Eukaryota, Oomycota, Peronosporomycetes, Peronosporales, Peronosporaceae. The record is from the annotation of a GenBank genome assembly.
AUGGCGGACAAGUGUCUUCGCAACGCCAGCUGCACGUGCAGUUUAUGCUCAGGAUUCGACGUGGCGUCGCUCCGGAGCAUCUCCAAGUCCAUUGCGUCCACGAUCCAGUACGAGGACGAGAAUGAAGACGAAGACCGCUCAACUACAGGAGACGAGACGCGUGGCUCAGCCGCCCCGUCACGUGGGAAAACAGCGCUCACCAGCCACGUUUCGACUGUCCAAAAAGACGUGGACGCAACCGCUAGCGCUACUUCAGACGUGGUGAUGACGGACGUUGCAGCAGAAGAGACGCUGGAGCCCAAAGCGCUGGCCAAAGACGUCGACAAGAUGCUGAUCAACGCGUCUGACGCUUCAAUUUCGCUACCUGGAAUCGCAGCAGACGGGGCAGGUUCAGGCGGUCCCCUGUCGCUCGAUGUGGUGCUGCCCCAGCUGACGGACAAGCUGUGGAAAGUGCGGAAAGAAGCGUUUGAAGCACUGAAGGAGCUGUUCGAGCAGCCGAACGUGACGACGAAUCAGGUGCGAGCAGCAGUGGAAUUGUUCCCGAAGAUGUGUGAGGACGCCAAUGCGAGUGCAUUGGAGGCGGCUUUUGCGGCUGUGCUGGCGUACACGGUGCACGUUGAGCCGUUUGACAAGGCAAUUGUGUCUGGAGUGAUGACUCGUGUGACUGAUAAGGGCUUUUCGGCUCGACCAGGGAUUGUCAAGAUCUGUGAAGAGUUGACUGACGCUUUUGUGGCUGCUGGCGCAGUGGAAGAGACGACCGUGGCUCUUUUAGAAGGAGUGAGCAAUCGCAAGCCCAAGGUGCCACCAGCUUGUCUGUCGUGUCUACUGGAAGCGUUGAAAGCGUAUGGGCCGCGAGUCUUGCCGCUGCAAACUAUUAAAGCAGCACUACCAAAGCUAAUGGAGGGACCUGUCAAGGCACGCCCGAUGGCUAUGAGCAUCAUGGUAGAAAUUCAUCGAUGGACGGGUCCAGCACUCGUUCAGGAUAUUGUGGCCAACCUUCGGCCUGUUCAGCAGACCGAGUUUGAGGGGCACGUCAAGGAUGUUGUUCCCGGCCAAGCAGCACCCACCAAGUUUGUCAGAGGCUCCAGACCGGCUGUAGCUACAACCAACGCUAGCGGAAUAGGUUCUAGUGGCGCAGAAAAAGGGGGUAUGGUCACACCUACAGCGUUUGACCCCCGUGAUUUUGCUGAAACAGUGGAUUUGCUUGCUAGACUACCUAAGACUGAGUUUAAGACGAAGUUGGCGUUACCGAAGUGGAGUGAAAAGGUGGAGGCACUGAAGAUUAUUUUGGAAGUGAUUGGCCCCGUACCAAAGCUAGCAGACGGUGAUUUUUAUGAGCUGGUCACAACUCUGAAAGCCUUGGCGAACGACUCGAAUGUGAACAUCGCGGCCAAAUCAAUCGAAGUAUUUGGCGCGCUUGCAGACGGCCUACGGAAAUAUUUUACGCAAUACGCUCGAAUGGUGUAUUCUGAGCUAUUGCGGAAACUAUCAGAUAAGAAGUCGGUGAUUUUGAACGCAGCAAAUACGACAUUGGACUUAUUUUUACAGCAUGCGAUGACAAUUGAUAUGAUGAUGGAUGAUUUAAAAGUAGCUUGUGACGCGUCGAAAAACAAAUCUCCGCCUGCACGUGUACAAACCAUGGCUUUCCUAGCACGUGCUGUGAAAAGUCGUAAUGUCGAUUUGAAUGACAAGGCACAAAUAGUGUCCUUAGCAACGAUGUUUUUGAAAGGCAUCGAAGAUAGUGACCCAAAAGCCCGCGAGGCAGGCCAAACGUCCUUGAUUGUGCUCUUGCAGGCAUCGGAUCAGGCGCAUACGUGGCUGCGAAGUAUCGUGGAUGAGAUAGCGCGCAAGAAUCCUCGAGCACACAAGGCGAUCCAGCGAGGUUUAGGUGGUGAACCAGCUUCAACGCCUCCUGUACGUCCAGAUACUAUGCAACCAUCGCGUCCUAGUAGUGCUUCACUGUCCCGUCCUAGCAGUGUGAGCAGUGCUGCUAGCCGAUCCAGUCUAGGCGACUCCAGGACAUCGGAUGUGGGUGUGGCUAGCUCAGUCUCUGCCAACUCCCGUAGUCCAUCACUAAAAAAGCGCGGACUACGUGCUCCGCUAGGAAUGAGACCUGCUUCAAGCGGUGGAACUGUUGCUAAAACUGCUCCUUCAAAAAGAGCUUUUGCGGAAGGCUUGAGUGUGGGUGCAUCUGCCGAUGGGAGCGUGUGCGCCGAUUUUACACCUGUGGCGAUCUCUGUCACCGCCGAAGAAGCUGAGGACAUUAUUGCGGAGCUACAAGUAGGGACCUGGGUUGCUAUCAAAGAAGGGUUCGCGAGCCCGAAAUGGAUGGAGCGCAAAGGAGCAAUUGAGGCACUGCAGGAAUAUGCCAGUGCGCACUCUCCCAUUAUGAGUGUGCGCGUAAUUGAGGCGCUCACGGUUUAUUUGGCACAACAAGUGAAGGGUUUUAAGGAUAGCAAUAUUAACGUGCUGAAGAGUUCCUUCGAGGCAGUCGGAACGUUUGCAAAGACAGCUGCCGGCAAGUUUCCUCGCGGAGUUGUCUGUCUUGUUACUCCUCGUGCUUGUGACAAGAUUGGAGACAGGAAGGCAAACGAGGCUACUCGCAACAUGAUUCUGCAGUUUUGUGAAGUGACUAGUCCGUCAUACACAACAGGGUGUAUGAUAGAGUAUAUGCCGAAAGUUCGAUUACCGCUAGCGCAUAUUGAGGCUCUAGCAGUUUUGACAGACUGCGUUAAAGACUUUGGUAUCUCCAUAUGUAACCCACGUGCACUAGUCGGCUAUGCAAAGGGUCCGCAAGGGCUAGAGUCAUCUAACCCCAAGGUCCGCAGUGCCGCUAUUGCACUACUCAGUGAGAUGUAUUCACAACUUGGACCGGCGCUGGUUUCGAUUCUUAACCUAGACACAUGGAAACCGGCAUUAGCUGAGACCGUGAAAAAUGAAUUUGAUAAGACGGGCUACGAUUCAGCGAAAGCCUCGACAAGUGUGAAGCGACGUGUGAAAGAUCAGGAUGAGGCUAAUUCAAGUGCAGUGGACUCUGGCGCACUCUUUGGUCGCGUUGACGUUAGCAGUCAAUUAACUAAAGAGCUGUUUGAGUGUAUGAAGAACGAGGCGGACAAAGGUGCCUGGAAGAAACGUGGGGAGGCUAUGGAUGCCGUCCAGACGAUUUGCGAGAGUGCUGGUUGCGCGAUUGAGUUCACCCGAUCUGUGCAAGAAGUGCUUCGUAAUCUGAAAGCUCGCCUAAACGACUCGAACGCAAAUAUGAAGGUAAAAGCUGCAAACGUAAUUGCAGUCGUUGCGACAAGUGUUGGUCCUGAUAUUGCAAAGAUGUCGAAGAUACUUGGUCCAAGCUUGAUUGCCGGGGUUGCUGACAAUAAGAAGUCGAUGCAAUCAGCUGCGAUUCAAGCCUUACACAAAUGGGUAUUGCACGACAGCAAGACUUCUUCUUCCUGUAUGGAAAGUCUUCUUUCACCACUUGCGGAAGGUCUUUUGAACACGGUUGGACGAGCAGAGUUGCUUAAAUGGGCAACAGAGCACCUUGGCAGAUGCACGAGACUCGAUUUACAUUGUUUAGUCGUUCCCGCUGUCCAGUGUUUGAUGGACAAGUCGUCCGAUGCGCGUGAGAAAGCUCAACUGCUGCUUCUUGAAGUUGUGAAGUCUGUCGGUAAAGACACUGUGCUUACAAAUGGGUGUCGUGAUAUCCAACCUGCUGCCAUGCGGGCCUUGAAACCUUUGCUUGCAAAAGUGUGUGAGCUAGCCGAUGCGAGUGGUGACGCAAAUGUAUCCGGUCGGCCAGCUUCUAUUUCAGGAAUUUGCACAGCGCCUACGCUAGCCCAUGCGUCUAUAGCUGCUGCUGGUCAAGAAACUAAUGGCCCCGGAAACGUACGUGGUGGAACUAGUAGAAGGGUCAGCGCAUCUACUGGGGGUGUUACCCCUUUGAAGUCACGCAUCGGUCGUCUUGGUUCAUCGAAAAUUACCAUUACAUCGUCACCGACUACUUAUGAUGACACCGAAAAGGACACAGCCCCAUUACUAAAGAUGAGCACUAACAAACAAGCGAGGUUAAGUAAGGGGCUGUACAAUCAUUGGGUUUUCGAGACUACUUCAUUGAGUGAGAUGAAUGCGCGCAAGAGUGAAAUCGAUGCCGAGUGGAAGCCUUUUCUAUCGCUGGAUUUUCACGCAAAGCUAUUUGCUCCGUCACUAGAAAAGGGAAUGUUGAGUGCGAUGGAUGGGCUAUCGUCGUGUAUCGUACACCAAGCUGCUGAGGUGAUCGCGUCACUUGACCUCAUCUUGAAGUGGUGCACUCUUCGUAUUGUCGAUAAUAAUGUCCAGGCCUUGGCCAAGUUAUUGGAGGUCUUGAUCAAGUUGUUUAACAUGCUCAAGGGAAGAGGAUAUCAGCUGGAUGAUGUCGAAGCUGCAAUAUUGCUUCCAUUUUUGCUACAAGAGAGUGGACAGUCAAAGCCGCGCUUUCGUGUCCGCUUCCGUGAUGUUAUGAAGCUGGUUGUUGAUGUUUAUAGCCCUGAAAAGUAUGUCCCCUUUUUGGUGGAAUGCUUCAAUAGCUCAAAGAAUAUGAAGAGUCGUUGUGAGUGCAUUGAUCUUGUGGAGUAUAUCGUAAGUGUGCAAGGAUACCAGAUUGUUGGCCGCAAAUGCAUCAAGGACGUGGGUAAGUACGUCGUAGCUCACGAGAAGGAACUCCGCGAGAGUGCGAUUAACGCGCUAGUAUCCGUGUACGUGCGGACCGAUAAAGAAAACCCGGACAAGUUUUUUAGAUAUGCUGGUAUCACGGCGCAGCAAGGCGUCGAUUUACUCAGUGCGCGUUUAAAGCACUUGCCUGCCAGUUGUUUUCCGCUUGAAGCCGGUACUGCUGGACCGGUCCUGACGUCAGAACAAGAGGGACAAAAAUCUCAGCCUGCUCAACGGACAGGCUUUGGCUUUGGGUGUGCGUCUUCUGCCACAGCUACAGCACCGACACGUAGCACGGAUGAUAACGAGCACGUGGUACCUACUGGGACUACUUUCACAUCCGACGUAAGGCAGUUCAGGGAUGAUGAUGUCGAUGACGAUAUCGAAAUGACUACUUCGAACGCGGAGAUUGAAGAAACUCCACCUGGUGCAGCGAUUGAAGAGUUGCUGUUACGUCCAAUCGAGAUGCUCGUCGAUUCGUCGAGGGAAAUUGUUCCUGCUGGCACACCAGCGUACAAGGAAGGUGGAAACGCACUGAAGGGUCUGUAUGCAAUAAUUAACCGUCCUUCAGAUGCGUCAGAGGUCGAGUUCUUGCACUCGUAUGUAAAUGAGAUCGUUUUGGCCCUGUGCGACUGUAUACAUGGCGCAUUUUACGCUGGUAAUGCAGAAAAAAGGCCCGAGAUGUACAUUCUGGCAAUAAGCAUCACUACGCUGACGGUAGUUUUAAACAGUGAGGCCGUCACCAGUAUGCAGCGCUACACAGUGGAACGCGUUUUGUUGGAACUGUGCUCAAAGAUAAUGGACCCACGUUUGGAAAAGUUUUCCCGAAAUGCUAAUGUGCCAGUAACUGAACUGAGAUUGACCCUGGAAGAGAACCGUUACCUUAUGGUGUACAAGGCACUGUACAAGGCGAUGCGCAAAUUGACUGAAAGGGCAAAGCCUGGUGAUGUGUACCCGUCGGUGAUUAAUCUUCUGCAACGGCUUAUGCACAACGAUGUAGGUGAGUACAAUAAGAACGACACCUUGAAGCACCUGCUGAAGGAAGAUUCGCUAGACCAACUCGUUGGGCGCAUCCUGCUAAAGCUAUCGAGCAUCCAAGCGAAGUCACUGGCUCCGUUUGAGGGUAUCGACAUCUUUGGUGUUCUGAUGCAAAUGCAUGGGUUUUUCUCGACUCUUCCUCGAGCUGAAGUGAUGAUGGUGGAUAUCGCAAACGAUAAUAUGCAGUCGGCGUUGAAAAUUAUCGCUGAAAGUUUAACGAAGACGCGACCGAGUGCUUUCGAGUCGUCUAUGAAAGACAUACCGUCAACGUCUCUAGUGCGUCAGAUCCUCCAAGAGAUGGGAUAUGAUCAAGAUCGACAGCAAUUUGCCGCAGAGCCUUCUGGAUUACAUGCUGAUGAAAAUAGUGUUUGUCUCGCAUCUGCCGCACCCAAUGCUAUGAAGGACUUCGAUGGCGGCACCGCUACCAAUGUAGAUGCAGCUACAACAGGGGCUGUCAGACGUUCAUUUCCGGUAGAAGACACCAGUCUGCCUCGAAGUCCGCGCGCAACAUUUAUGGCGCCACCCCGGGCAGGGAGUAUUCCCACAGCGACCCGCGGCCGUAGUUUUACGUCAUUCCACGACUUUGCUGCCACUCGUGGUACAUCGGGUAGUGCGACUCGUCCGUCGACGACUAGCGAACAGCUCGAAAACCUGCGGGAGCGACUGCAAAUGUCCCGUCAUUUUAGCUGA